This is a messenger RNA of Hyaloscypha bicolor E, 1994 nucleotides long. RefSeq names its product phosphate permease. Gene Ontology annotation, molecular function: phosphate transmembrane transporter activity. Gene Ontology annotation, biological process: phosphate ion transport; transmembrane transport. NCBI's taxonomy places the organism in Eukaryota, Fungi, Ascomycota, Leotiomycetes, Helotiales, Hyaloscyphaceae. Gene Ontology annotation, cellular component: membrane. The record is from RefSeq and is a predicted model, not a curated record. Bases 159 to 1880 code for a protein of 573 amino acids. The transcript is spliced from 4 exons.
AUCGCACCGAAUACUUAAAAUCAGCGUACCGCCUCUGAGUUUCUCAAGAGGCUUCUGCUUGUUUUAGUCCAGGCAUUCAUUACACGACCCGGAUCACCAUCCUCACGCAUCCACCUCCAAGAAGCCACGGAAACUCGCCUCCUCGAGCUUUCACAGUCAUGGCAGCAGCUCCCGUUCUGGCGAAGACGGCCGGUGGAAACUCCGCCUUCCACAACUUCAACAAUGAUUUCGCUCACAUUCGCGAUCCCAAUGAGCGCAGGCGCCUGGCUCUCGCGGAAAUCGACAAGGCUCCGUUCGGGUGGUACCACAUCCGGGCUUGCGUCGUCGCCGGUGUUGGAUUCUUCACUGAUUCCUACGACAUCUUUGCCGUCUCUCUCUUGUCGACCAUGGUUGGCAUAGUUUAUUUCAACAACAAGAAGGGUGUUACUCCUCCCAAUUCCGACACUGCGAUCAAGGUCUCAACUUCGGCGGGUACCGUUAUUGGACAAUUUGGGUUUGGGGCUUUGGCCGACGUCGUGGGCCGAAAGCGAAUGUACGGACUCGAACUUAUCGUUAUCAUCGUUGCAACCCUGGCUCAAGCGCUCGUUGGUGUCGGCCCUUCAACUGAAAUUGUCGGUCUACUUAUUUUCUGGCGUGUAAUUAUGGGUAUUGGAAUUGGUGGCGAUUACCCCCUUUCUUCCAUUAUCACUUCUGAAUUCGCUACCACGAAAUGGAGAGGCGCCAUGAUGGGUGCAGUUUUUGCUAUGCAGGGUUUCGGACAAUUGACCGGUGCUUUGGUCGCGCUCGUUACCGUUGUUGGGUUCAAGGGUUCCCUCUCACAAGCCAAGACCAUCGCAACCUGCACUGGAAGCUGCGCUCUCGCGGUUGACAAGUCGUGGCGUAUUCUCAUCGGUUUCGGUGCCGUGCCUGCAUGUAUUGCUCUUUACUACCGUCUCACCAUCCCAGAGACGCCCAGAUAUACCUUCGAUGUUGCCCGCGAUGUUGAAAAGGCCCACGACGACGUUGAGGCUUACAUGAAGGGCAAGAGCGAGGGCAACCCAGACGAAGUUGCUCGCGCUCAAGCCCUUCAGGAGGCCGAUCAACUCACGGUCCCCAAGGCCAGUUUCAAGGAUUUCAUCCACCACUACGGUCAAUGGAGAAACGGCAAGAUUCUUCUCGGCACAGCUGGCUCAUGGUUCUUGCUUGAUGUCGCUUUCUACGGUCUCAAUUUAAAUACUACCACUGUGCUUGGCGCUAUCGGAUACGGUGGCGGCUCAAGCGUUUACCACAUCCUUUAUAACCUCGCUGCCGGUUCCUGUAUCCUCGUCUGCGCUGGUGCUAUCCCUGGAUAUUGGUGUUCAGUCGCGACUGUCGAUACCAUUGGCCGUAAACCAGUGCAAAUGAUGGGAUUCAUCGCUCUCACCAUUCUUUUCAUCGUCUGGGGUUUCGAUUUCAAUCACCUCAAGCCACACGGACAUCUCGCUAUCUACGUCUUGGUGCAGUUCUUCUUUAACUUCGGUCCCAACUCAACAACCUUCAUCGUCCCCGGUGAAUGCUUUCCUACCCGCUACCGCUCAACCUCUCACGGCUUCUCCGCCGGCAUGGGCAAGAUCGGCUCCAUCAUUGGACAAGCCGGUAUCGCCAAGCUCCGCACCAAGGGCGCCACCUCCAAGACAAGUGCUAACCCAUACCAAAACCACGUCAUGCAAAUCUACUCCCUCUUCAUGUUCCUCGGUAUCUUCACCACGCUGUGCAUUCCCGAGACCAAGAGAAAGACCCUCGAAGAGCUGUCUGGCGAUGAGCAGUAUACCAGCUCCAAUGAGCACAUCGCCGAGGUUGCGGAUAACAAGAGCGAGGAGGCACCUAAGGAGCGGGUUGUUCAGGAAAGUGCAGCAGUUUAGAGGAUUGGUUACCUUGGAGAUCAUGUUCGAGACUCAGAUGUUAGCUCUGACGAAAUUGUAAUUCCAUAUAUUAUACCUAUCUAAUUCUAUCCAAAUAAGUAUUCUUGACGGCUG